This is a messenger RNA of Ostertagia ostertagi, 435 nucleotides long. The record is from the annotation of a GenBank genome assembly. NCBI's taxonomy places the organism in Eukaryota, Metazoa, Nematoda, Chromadorea, Rhabditida, Trichostrongylidae.
AUGCCGGUCUGCAUUCUUCCAUGGACCACUGAGACAGAGAUUCUGCCCACUCUUCUCGACGACGUCUUCAGCCAAUUCGAGCAAUUCGAACGAGCCGCAAGUUCGAUUCCGCUUCCUGCACAAACGGAAAGAAAGGCGAGAACGGCUCCGGGAGGCAAUCCUGAAACGGUUACCGAUGAGGAAUCAAAAUUAUCGUUCUUAGUAAAUGUUUCCGAAUUCAAACCAGAUGAGCUGACAGUGAGCAUCGAUGGUCGGACGUUGAAGGCAAGCAAGUCACUCCUUCAGCGAUGGACUCCUCCAGAAGACGUUGACGUCGACCAAAUACAAUCCACUCUGACUGAAAACGGCCAGAUGUCCAUCGAGGUGGUGCCCAAGCCAAAACCAUUUGCCACUGCCAGAACCAUCCCGAUCCGGACGGCUGUCGAUUGGCCGUAA